Molecule: messenger RNA, 1417 nt
Organism: Cloeon dipterum
Lineage: Eukaryota; Metazoa; Arthropoda; Insecta; Ephemeroptera; Baetidae
Product: syntaxin-1A-like
Exons: 9
Coding region: 230-1219 (329 amino acids)
Biological process (GO): exocytosis; intracellular protein transport; synaptic vesicle fusion to presynaptic active zone membrane
Cellular component (GO): synaptic vesicle; SNARE complex; plasma membrane
Molecular function (GO): SNARE binding; SNAP receptor activity
Source: RefSeq, a predicted model, not a curated record
CAGUCGGUGCGUUUGUCGAGUGAUAACAGAGCGCGAGUGAGCACGUCGCCGGCGGCCUGAUUUUCCUUCGCGACGCGCGCGUGUCUUUGCUUUACUUCUAUUCGCGCCGUGUGUGCAAAAGCAAACCUAACCUAACGUGCUUCGAUUAAUUAUGUUUUGUGUCACGCGGCCUCCUUGUUGAUACACUUGCAGGAACUACUCAAGACGAGAGAAAACAAUCGGCACAAGCAUGGUACGCGACAGACUCAAGGCUUUACAAGCGACCCGCGAUGAACUGGAGGCUGCGGGGGAGCUGCCAGAGGUCAUCGACCGCUACGUCUACGAGCAGCACAUCGACAUCGAUGAGGACGAGGAGAACGAAGACAGUCUGCAAAAUUUCUUCCUCAAGGUACAAAUGAUACGGUCAUGGAUCGAGACAACGGGAAACCACACGAGGGAGAUGCGCCGGCUUCAGAGCAGCAUCAUCUCGUCACCGAGGCCUGACGAAUUGGCGAAGACCGAGUUGGAGGACAGAAUGGCGGCGAUCAAGAUGACUUCGAACCAAAUCAGACUGGCGUUGAAAGAGUUGGCGGAGUGCGUCGCAAGGGCAGAGGAGAAAGCGAACGGCCGACCCUCGGCCACGCUUCGCAUCAGGAAGACGCAGUACCAGUCGCUGUCUAGGAUUUUUUCUGACACGCUCAUCGCCUACAACACAACCCAGCUCAAGUACAGGGAGGACUGCAAGGAAAGAAUUCGGAGGCAGUUGAAAAUCGCCAACAGAGAAACAACAGACGAUGAAUUGGAGAAAAUGCUUGAAAACGGAAAUGUGGCAGUCUUCACAGGCGACAUCGUGGUGCAAACUCAGGAAGCGCGGCAAGCGCUGGCGGAUGUCGAGGCUCGCCACAAGGAGAUUAUCAAACUCGAGAAAAACAUCACCGAGCUGCGCGAUCUAUUUAUCGAAAUGGCGAUGCUCGUGGCAACCCAGGGUGAUAUGAUAGACCGAAUCGAGACACACGUGAUGAACGCGGGGGAGGCGGUCUCCGAGGCAGCCAGGCAGACCAAAAAGGCGGUCGUGUACAGGAGCAAAGCCAGAAAAAAAAAGAUCAUCAUCAUCAUCGUGCUGAUUGUGAUCGCCAUCAUCGUCGCCCUGAUUUUAGUCUUCACCCUGAUGCCCGAAAAGGUCCCUGUCGCCCCACCGGUAACGGGCACAUCGACUCCCAAAACCGUAAUGCGGAGAUGAUAUGAAAGUGAAACUGUUUCGCGUGUGCAACUUUAUACUUUAUUUAACAUAAUAUGAUGGUUCCUACUCUAGUCCUGUAAGAUUGCUUCUCCAAUGAACUGAAUUUAUUUUUUAAAUAAUUAUUUCUGUGAAUGGUGUCUUUAUUUCUGUAUUGUAUGAAGAAAAUGUACAGUAAAAGAGUAAGUGUGCUUAAUCAAA